CUUAGUUUUUUUUUUGCAGGUCGUUUGUUAGUCUUCAUUUGUUAGUCUUCAUUAAUGAAUCUGAAUCACCAGGACGAAUCACCUCCUCUCUAAGCUCGCCCCUAACCCUAGAUCGACGUCAGGGGAACGGCGGUGGCAGGAGGGUGAACGGCAGCGGUGGCGUACAACCUCACGGAUUCCUUGGAGAACUAGUAGCAGCUGAGGCCGAUUGGAGAACAUCGUUGUUCUACUCCAUAAUCAUGUCGGAUGAUGGUGAGGCGUGCUGAUUCUGUUUCCAGGCUCACUGUAUAGGCAGAGAUGGAUGACGAAGCAAGUGAAGUGGCAGCAUUGGAGCACAUAAUGAGUGAUGCAAGUGUAGAUCCUAUCAAGCUAUCCUAUGGUCUUUUGAGGUCCAUUACAGACAAUUUUUCUAAUGAAAUUGGUGGUGGUGGGUUUGGAGUUGUUUACCAGGGAGUUCUACGAAAUGGGAAUGUUGCUGUGAAGAAGCUACUGAAUCUGCAUGCUUUGCCUGAAAAGCAAUUUCUAGAUGAGAUCACGUGUUUGAAAAAGGCAAAGCACAGGAAUAUAGUAAGAUUUUUAGGCUAUUGUUCAGAAUCCCAGGGAGAAUUGCUUGAGUUCAAUGGAAAAAAUGUAUUGGGAGAGGCGCAACAGAAGUUGCUAUGCUUUGAAUAUCUUCCUAACGGAAACAUUAAGCAUUAUCUUCAAGGAGACAAAUGUCAAGGAGACGACUGGCCUCUACGGUACCAAAUGAUUAGAGGAAUUUGUCAAGGGUUACACUUUCUUCAUGGAAAACUCAUUAACCAUCUUGAUUUGAAACCUGAAAAUGUUAUGUUGGAUGCUCAAAUGGAGCCAAAAAUAACAGAUUUUGGUUUAUCCAGAUACUUGGAUCAAGGACAAUCUAUUAUUACUCAAAACAUACUUGGAACAAUGCGAUAUAUUGCACCAGAAACCAUAGACAAAGGAGAAAUAUCAUUAAAGUCAGAUGUAUACGCUUUGGGCAUUAUUAUCAUAGAACUAUUAACAGGGAUUGACAAGAUAGAUCUUAAUAGUCUGGAUGAUUAUUUAGACAACAUAGACUGCCCACGAGCGAGGAAGUGUGCCGAAAUAGCUCUAAACUGCAAGGACCCUGACAAACAUAACAGACCAACCAUACAUGAAGUAACUCGUGACCUGAAUGAUCUAGAGAACAUGAUUCCAUGGUCUUCCAUAGAAAAGGUCGCCCCCACUGCGUUCCCUGGGACUGAGCUGGUCGAUUUCUACCCUCUCGAGCUCAGGUUCCCCUUCGUGCCAAACCGGAAGAUGCAUUGUGAAAUCAGCCUUACCAACAAGCACACAGAUGCUGGAGUCUGGUUUAUGAUUAUACCUGAAGUUCCGAAUAGGUACCACGGUAGAUUAAGUGGCUUUAUGUCGCCAAUGUAUACAGUAGCUAUCCCAUUGUCCAGGAAAGCUGAAAAGGAUCCUCCCUUAGACGUUGAAAAAUUCGAGGUACUGAUGUUCAUCACAGAUACCGAUGUGGACGUUGUCAAUCAGCAGAUAUCAACAUUAUCUUUUGACGAAGGCGCGUCCAUCGAAGAUGAAAUCAAGGUAACUCAGGAGAUGCUGGGGUUCAAACUGCACCGGGUUAUGUUGACUGCUGUCGUGGUCAUAUCUGAGGAUAACGAUCGAGCUUUAGUGACGAAUGAUAUAGGCUUCGGAAAAGAAGUAACUAUGCAUGUCAGAUCCAUAGAUGUGCAUCCCAGGGAGCCAUGGGUGCUAAUCACUGAAGAUGGAAACCGUAUUCACAUUUGGAACUGGAAGACCAAUGGGAUAAUGGGAAUUCUACCUGGGAAGUCAUGGUCUAAUCUGGAAGGUGGAAAGGUGGGCCCUGAAGAUGUGGUUGCAAAAUUCAUCACUCGAAAGUCAUGGGUUGUAAUGGGGCUCCCAAAUGGGUUCGUCGAUGUGCGAAUGUAUCCCACAAUGGACCUAGUCAAGGAAUUCAGAGCUCACCGUUUAGGUGUCACUUUAUUGGCUGUUCACUCAACUCGUCCGUUCCUGCUGACCUGUGGUUAUCCCCCGUCGAUGAAGCUUUGGGACUGGAACCGCAAUUGGUCUUGUACCGGAAUAUUUGACAUCUCUAUACCCGUGACACAAGUCAUGUUUAACCCCAAGGAUAGUAGCAUUUUCGCUGCCCUUGACAAGGAUGGGGAAGUCAAGGCGUGGAGAAUUGGUCAUCCCGAUCCCAUUGCCACAACAAAAGGAGUAGAAGACUACGAGACUAGCCAACUUUUCACAUACGCUGGUGAUCGGCAUUUCAUUGCUGCUAUUGACGGCGAGGCUGCAUUAAUAUGGGAUAUGCUGAAACAAGAACAUGUCCACACACUCCAGAUUGCAGAAACCACAGAACACAUAAUUGCUACCGUUUGCCACCCAACACAACCGGUGUUAAUCACCAUUUCAAGUGACGGUAGUAUUCGUGUCUGGGACUGCAAUACGUACAGGCUUAAGAAGACCUACAUGCAUUUUCGAAAGGACCCUAGACAUGUUGGAUUUACAGACUCCGGAAGGCUUGUCAUAGGAUGUAGUCAUGGAAUAUCAAUAAUGGAUAUUGAUCUGGAAUGAAGGGAGCACAAGGACGCCUACACAAAAUGUUCCCAGUUAUACAUCUCCUGGAAUUACCCUCUCAUUCAAUUCAGAUGGAUUUAUGCUAUAUCAUGUGAUCUCAUAUUUGUAUGUUAUCUUGAGUAAACUCUGGCCGUAGCUCUCAAUACUUCGAAGAAACAAAAGAA
Triticum aestivum (bread wheat) is the source of this 2765-nucleotide messenger RNA. RefSeq lists its product as uncharacterized. The record is from RefSeq and is a predicted model, not a curated record. Gene Ontology annotation, molecular function: protein binding; ATP binding; protein kinase activity. The coding region runs from base 298 to 2598 and encodes 766 amino acids. Lineage: Eukaryota; Viridiplantae; Streptophyta; Magnoliopsida; Poales; Poaceae. The transcript has 15 exons. Gene Ontology annotation, biological process: protein phosphorylation.